CAAGCACUUCACAGUCCACUCCAUUCCUUUACCUCAUUUUUCAUUCAUCACAAUGCAGUUUUCCCGCUUUGCUCUCAUUCAAGUCCUUGCGGUUAUGUUGACCUUGGUCGACACGAUGGCGGCAGCUGGAAGUCUCAACGUUGUUCGCCAGUCAUCAGAUCUUCUACAGGCCAAGAGGAAACUAGGCAAAAAAAUGAUGGGUCGUAAACAACGAAGACCGUCUCGGUUACCUUCCGUCAAUUCUCCGACCCUUUCCGAUGUUUCUUCUAUGGUACCUUCUGAUGCUCCCUCUAUGGUACCCUCUGAUGCUCCUUCUAUGGUCCCUUCCGAUGCUCCUUCUAUGGUUCCUUCAGAUGCUCCUUCGGGGGUCCCUGCCUUUAUACCCUCUCUUGUAUGUUUGGAAGAAGGCAGUUUUUGUUCCGACACCGUCGCUUGUUGUGGCUCACUGUCAUGUUUACCGACCCCUUUGAUUGGAUCAGCUCCUCCGGGACCUGACUCUUGUCAACCUGAUGGACGGCGUCAUUUGCGUCCCCGCGCGUAAGCGGCCAAGGAAACCAGACGAAGGUGUCUCCAAGCACAUUCAAUGGUAACAAGCAAGGUUUGGUGAAAUCAUGUAGACGAAAAGAAUCAUGGAAUAACUAGUAGAAUCCGAAAGGACAGUGAA
Molecule: messenger RNA, 664 nt
Organism: Phaeodactylum tricornutum CCAP 1055/1
Lineage: Eukaryota; Bacillariophyta; Bacillariophyceae; Surirellales; Neidiaceae
Exons: 1
Coding region: 53-541 (162 amino acids)
Source: RefSeq, a predicted model, not a curated record